CAACAUUUUACUAAAAACAAAAAAUAAAUAACCAGAAGUAGUGGCUUGAGGCUGUGACUGUCGCUCCUUUAUCUCCUUUCCCCAAAACACAUCAAAUCCCAAAUUCCAUCAAAAUCAUCACCGAUCUCACCACUCUGCAUAUCAACAGCUUCACUGAUUUUGCAAAAUGGGUUCAUCGGUUUUGCCACACGGGUUGGAUUUGUUAAGCAUUUGAAGGAUGAUUUCAAGGAAUUGUUUCACUUGUUGGGUUAAUCAGUCAAUGGAUUACAUGGGAGCAGUGGUUGUUUUGGCUGCUGUUCUAAAUCGAUGCCAGUUAUUGCUGUUGAUGAACCAUCAAAGGGCCUUAGAAUUCAAGGCCGAGCGGUGACAAAAUCUAGUCUUUCAGAUGAUUUUUGGAGCACAACCACAUGCGACGUCGAUCUUGCUGCAAUUCAGUCGCAAAAAAGCGUAUCGUCUAUCGGUGGCAGCAGCACCAACAUCCAGCCAGAGUUUGUAAACCGUGGUCUGCUGCAGUGGAAUCAAUCGAGGCUACAGUGGGUUGACCAUAAAAAGUCAAAGAUUAGUGCAAAAACUCAAGAACACAUUUUAAGGGACACUACAUACGAAAGUUUACUUGGUACCGCCGAAACAUUUCCUCAUUCAAUCCCUCUCUCGGAAAUGGUUGGAUUCUUGGUAAACAUAUGGGAGCAAGAAGGAUUGUACGAGUAAAACAACAUUUUACGCUACAAACAUGUCGAAUUCUCUGAAAAUCUCAAAUCACUUCGCGUAUAUAGCAUUUCCAAGAAUGUUUAUCGUGCAUAUUCGUGUAUCGGGUUUAUGUUAAUUUGAUGUAUGAGGUUCAUAAGCUGCUACUUUCAUCAAUCUUUUUUUCGCUUCCUGUACAUAAGUUUCUUGAAUGUUGUAGCAACUCAAAUUCAAGAAAAUGGAAGCUAAAAAAAGAUGUAGACUUGAAUUUGUGUACUUGAUAUGAUCUUUAUGGUUUUUGGUUUAAAUGUAAUGUGUAAAUAAGUGUUUAUUGUGGUGAAAUCUUCAUGGCUUUUGAUGUUUA
Helianthus annuus (common sunflower) is the source of this 1048-nucleotide messenger RNA. RefSeq lists its product as uncharacterized. Lineage: Eukaryota; Viridiplantae; Streptophyta; Magnoliopsida; Asterales; Asteraceae. The coding region runs from base 307 to 708 and encodes 133 amino acids. The record is from RefSeq and is a predicted model, not a curated record. The transcript has 6 exons.